Molecule: messenger RNA, 2448 nt
Organism: Oncorhynchus masou masou (cherry salmon)
Lineage: Eukaryota; Metazoa; Chordata; Actinopteri; Salmoniformes; Salmonidae
Product: cellular tumor antigen p53-like
Exons: 11
Coding region: 235-1428 (397 amino acids)
Biological process (GO): protein tetramerization; regulation of transcription by RNA polymerase II; apoptotic process
Cellular component (GO): nucleus
Molecular function (GO): DNA-binding transcription factor activity, RNA polymerase II-specific; RNA polymerase II cis-regulatory region sequence-specific DNA binding
Source: RefSeq, a predicted model, not a curated record
CCCUAUUCUGGUUAUUGGGGAAAUCCCCGAAAUGCACGCUUUUCACUGAAACAAAAUAUUUUGCUUUAUAGCUGCUACGGAUUGCAUUGAUAGAGAACCAAGGUGCUGCAAGAAAAGAUUCAUAAACGGGAGGCGAGUUCCUAUCGCCUUCCUCCCUCCCUCCUUGUGUCCCUGUUUCCAAUCCUCUCCCCCCAAACGGUCUUGUGAGCUGUCGAGAAAGUGAACAGAUAAAGGAUGGAAGAGCUCAGCCCCCCCCUGGGCCAAUGUUCCUUCCAGCAGCUUUGGGAGAGCAAUAUGACACCUCAGGGGCCCAGUAUUCCACUGGUUGCUACUGAAAACUGGUCUGACCUGGAUGUCUCGAUAAAUGGCAUCCACUUACCUCCCUCACAGCUCCUUCCUGACGCAACUCUCCACAAGGUCUUUGACGAGGUGCUGUUUGAACUGCUGGAGCCCCCGGUUGUGGAGCCCUCUGUGUCAACCCUGGACAGCGUGCCUCCCCCCGCCUCCACCGUCCCCUCCACCAACGACUACCCUGGGAAGCACGGCUUCCAGCUGCGAUUCCAGAAGUCGGGUACCGCCAAGUCUGUCACCUCCACUUAUUCUGUGCAGCUGAACAAGCUGUACUGCCAGCUGGCUAAGACGUGCCCUGUGGAGGUGUUGAUGGCCAUGGAUCCCCCGCCAGGAGCCAUCCUCAGGGCCACCGCUAUCUACAAGAAGUCUGAGCAUGUCUCUGAGGUGGUCCGGCGCUGCCCCCACCACCAGAGCGCCUCAGAUAACAAUGAAGGCGUGGUCCACCGCAGUCACUUGAUUAGGGUGGAGGGGAGCCAGUGGGCUCAAUACCUGGAGGAUGGAAACACCAAGCGUCAAAGUGUGCUGCUGCCCUAUGAGCCUCCUCAGCUGGGCUCUGAAACCACUACUGUUCUCCUGAACUUCAUGUGUAACUCCAGUUGCAUGGGUGGUAUGAACAGGCGGCCCAUCCUCACCAUCCUGACCCUGGAGACCCAGGAGGGUCAGGUUUUGGGUCGCCGUUGUUUCGAGGUCCGUGUGUGUGCCUGUCCCGGCCGGGACCGCAAGACCGAAGAAGAGAACACAAACAAAGUUCUGAACGGGACCAAGACCACCAACGGCUCCAAGAGAAAGUCCCAACAGGCCCUGCCCCCUCCAGGGACCAGCAAGAAGAUCAAGAAUGGCUCCAGCACUGAGGUUGAAGACAAGGACAAUGUAUUUUUGUUGCAAGUCCGUGGCCGAGAGCACUAUGAGUGGCUCAAGAAGAUCAAUGACAGUCUGGAGCUGAUGGACCACAUUCCUCCCGCUGAGCAGGAGAAAUACAAGAAGAAAGGUUCCGCAAAGAUCCUCAAGCAAGAAGCAAUGGCCCCGAAGAGCGGAAAGCGGCUGCUUACAAAGGAAGACAGGAGCGACUCGGACUAAGGCCAGGACACGUCGGUCCUGAUUCUCCUGUCUAUUCCAGACCAACAUCAAGUUGCGACUCCCAAGUUAAAUGCCCAAUACCAAACCCUAGUCCCUACAUGUAGUCACUUCUGAAAGGAUAGAUAUUAGCAAGAUGGUAAUAGCUCCACCUAGACAGCCAUACGCUGGACCCAGAAAGGGGUCAAUAGGGACGGACCAACAUUUUAAUAAAUGUUGUCAUAUGAACAUGCAAGACAUGGCAAACUGUGUAGAAUUGCAGGAAAUUAGCUUCAAAACAGUUCAAACUGUAUAAAAAAAAUUGUAUUGUUUUUAAUAUGACGGUAAAUGACUGUCCAUCCGGAUCUUUUGACAGCUAGGAAAAUUGUGACCGGACCUUCUCAGAUAGUACAAGUACCAUGUUGGGAUUUUCACCAUAUUUCAGAUACCAGUCCAACAAUUUCAGUACAACACAAACUGCGUAAGUGUAGGGCCUGGGGUUUGGUUUAGAAUUAGCUAGGUAAGCUAAGACCCCUCCUCCCACUGCCUGAACCAUAUGGUGGGACUUCCUCCUCCUCACCUGCCCCCCAAACAGCACUUUAGCUUGUGCUUUUAUGAUUUGGACCAAUUAAAUCAAGUAUUCAUAUCUUGACCUGCCUAGCCACGAUGCUUUGUUACCAGUUAAUUGGCCAGUUGCCUGUUAGUAUUUUUAUACCUGUUGAACAUAACUGCUGUUAUCCCUCCCCCUGAAACCUUGACUUUCUUUUGCCCCUUUUUUUAAAACAAUUUUUUACUUGCAGCUCUGGUUAUCAGAAUGAUUUUUCAUUGUUAAAAAAAAAUAAAUUUGAGUUCUCUUGUGAAGCAGUCUGAUACUGUGAUUAUGAUACACUUAGCACAUGUAUAUUUGUUUAAUUUAUCGUUCUCUGAUGGAAACUCUUUUUGAUGUCAUUCGGUGCUGAGACAUGAGGCUCUAUUUUGUUUAGGGGGAAAGGAAACAUUUCAGGGAACUUUUAAAAUCAAUUAAAGCAAUACUUAAAAUCCUCA